This is a messenger RNA of Bubalus bubalis (water buffalo), 1708 nucleotides long. Its product is annotated as liprin-alpha-1-like. The record is from RefSeq and is a predicted model, not a curated record. The transcript has 7 exons. NCBI's taxonomy places the organism in Eukaryota, Metazoa, Chordata, Mammalia, Artiodactyla, Bovidae. Bases 1238 to 1582 code for a protein of 114 amino acids.
AAAAGGAGGUCUUGCUCCCUUGAAUGUCAGUGCGUGAAACAGCGCUUGGGAAGGGAAAAGGUGUGUCAUGAAUAUUUGGUCUGCAGAGGAGACAAAGUGGUGUGUAGAGAUGAUGUGCAGGCAUGUCCCAGGACACUGAACACACGGACAGAGUGACCGGACUCUCAGCCCUGCUCUGGGGGCAUUGCACUCUCUCCAUCCCUGACAGAGCGUGAGCAGCUCACACGUGUCUUGGCGAGUAUGGUCACAUGACCUGGACCUGGCCAAUCAGUGUGCUCCAUCCCUGGGCACCAUGAUUGGCACUGACCAAUCGGGACCCAGGACCAGGCCUCAAGCUGGAUUCAAAGGAAGAGGAGGGCUGGCUCUGCCGGAAGGGGUGGGGGCCUGUGAGGUCAGGCUGCAGCAGUGGGAGGGGGUGUGAGUUCACCUGGGGCAGUUGGUGACCUUCUUGCGCCCGUUAGGGCAGAGCCGCUGGCCUGAGAAGGAGGGCGCUGCUGAGCCCAGGGGUUGAGAGCGCCGGUUCCUGCUGUGGUCCCUGGGCUCCACCUGAGACCGGAGGGAAGCCGCCUGCCCGUGAGUCCUCUCCUGCUUGACUGUCAGCUUGUUUGGACUACGCUGGGUUUUCUGUCCAGCUGGCUACGUGAAGACCCUGGAAAUGCACCUGUGUGGGUUUUGGCUGGCUUCAGGGAAGAAAUGCCAGAUGACACUGGGAGACUCCAGUUUAAUCCGGAUUCAGCUCUGAGACUCAAAAAAGCGAUUUUCACUGGAGAGAGGAAGGAUACGUCCCUCCAUCCAACCCACCACAUCCUCCAGGAGUUUCCAACUGCUACUGAAGAACUAAAAAUAUGCAGGGAGCAGCUUCUUGAAAGAUUAAGAAGAAAUCACUGAGCUUAGAGUGGAAAGAAGCAAUACCAGGCUGCUGCUGGAGCACCUGGAGUGCCUGGUUUCCUGGUAUGUGCCGUCCCUCCAGAUGACGGUGGGCAAGCAGCAGGCGCAGCUGCUGCUGGAGCUCCUGGAGUGCCUGGUUUCCUGGUAUGUGCCGUCCCUCCAGAUGACGGUGGGCAUGCAGCAGGCGCAAGCAGCAGCAAGCUAGCCAGCAUUACCAGCGACGUGGAGGUGCUCAGGGCACCGAAAUUGCUGUUUGAGCACCACAAGACCCUGGACGAGAAGCAGAUGAUUCUUAAAGAGGAGAAUAACCAGGAAAAGAUACUAACGCACAGGGUGCUAGAUGUAAAUCAUGAGCAAGAAAACAUGCCAAGCGCCAAUGGAAAGAGACCCUCUAAGCCACGAGGAGGACCUGGCUAAGGUGAUCAACCUCCAGGAAGUCAUAGACAAGCAGGAGCAGAGCCAGAUGGAGGAGCGCCUGGCAGCCCUCUUUGCCCAUGUGACAGAGCUGAAGGAGGACCUGGACACGGCCAGGAAGGACCUCCUCAAGUCCGAGGACGUGAACAGGAAACUGCAGCAGGAUGUUCACGAAGCGAGUCUGGUGACGUCUGUGGAGCCCGUUCUCUCGGAGAGAUGGGAGCAUGCUGUGUGGGCUCUGCUGAGGCAGCUUGCCUGGCCAUCUUCUCGAGUUUUCUGAGGUUCCGCUCCUUGAAGGGAUGUGUGACAGUGAUACCGGCGGCCAGACAAGUCAAGUGGCAUUUGCUCACCCUCAGAUCCUCAGGCCCGAGCUGUGUGACCAUGUGGAAUCAUGAUGUUUCUGGCG